Messenger RNA from Nyctereutes procyonoides (raccoon dog), 9177 nucleotides. It is a transcript of the gene MYH15, whose product is annotated as myosin heavy chain 15. Gene Ontology annotation, molecular function: ATP binding; cytoskeletal motor activity; actin filament binding. The transcript is spliced from 42 exons. Bases 13 to 5796 code for a protein of 1927 amino acids. NCBI's taxonomy places the organism in Eukaryota, Metazoa, Chordata, Mammalia, Carnivora, Canidae. Gene Ontology annotation, cellular component: myosin complex. The record is from RefSeq and is a predicted model, not a curated record.
GCCCUGAUACAGAUGGAUGUGUCAGAGCUUGGAGAGGCUGCGGCCUUCCUCAGAAGAAGCCAGGCCGAGCUGCUUCUGCUACAGGCUGUGGCCUUUGAUGGGAAGAAGAAAUGCUGGAUUCCUGAUGGCAGAAAUGCCUACGUGGAGGCCGAGGUUAAAGGGAGUGGAAAUGAUGGCAAAGUAAUUGUUGAGACAGCAGACGGAAAGAGUCUGAGUGUCAAGGAGGUUGAAGUCCAGCAGAUGAAUCCCCCAAAGUGUGAAAUGAUUGAAGAUCUAGCAAUGCUGACUCAUCUCAAUGAAGCGUCGGUCCUGCAUACCCUGAAGAGGCGCUAUGACCACUGGAUGAUCUAUACAUAUUCCGGUCUCUUCUGUGUGAGCAUAAACCCUUACAAGUGGCUCCCAGUGUAUCAGAAAGAAGUCGUGGCUGCCUACAAAGGGAAGAGGCGAUCAGAAGCUCCCCCUCACAUCUUCGCUGUUGCCGAUAAUGCCUUUCAGGAUAUGCUUCACAAUCAAGAGAAUCAGUCUGUACUUUUGACAGGAGAAUCUGGUGCUGGAAAGACUGUGAACACCAAACAUAUUAUCCAGUAUUUUGCCACCAUUGCAACCAUGGGUGAAUCUAGGGAAAAGCCGGGGUCUUUAGAAGAUCAAAUCAAGCAAGUGAAUCCUAUCUUGGAAGCAUUUGGAAAUGCCAAAACCCUGAGAAAUGAUAACUCCUCUCGUUUUGGCAAGUUCAUCAGGAUGCACUUCUGUGCCAGAGGCAAGCUGUCGUCUGCAGACAUUGAUAUUUAUUUGCUUGAAAAAUCCCGAGUGAUUUUCCAGCAGCCUGGAGAGAGGAACUACCACAUAUUCUAUCAAAUUCUGUCUGGGAAAAAAGAAUUUCGUGACAUGCUCCUGGUGUCUGAAGAUCCCUCCGACUUUCCCUUUUGCUCACAGGGAGUCGUUGCUGUGGACAGCUGGGAUGAUGCUGAAGAAUUGCUGGCCACUGAUCGGGCCAUGGACAUCUUGGGCUUUCUUCCUGAUGAGAAGCAUGGAUCCUAUAAACUCAUUGGAGCCAUCAUGCACUUUGGAAACAUGAAAUUUAAACAGAAACCCAGAGAAGAGCAAGUGGAAGCAGAUGGCAUAGAAAGUGCUGACAAAGCUGCGUUCCUCAUGGGCAUUAACUCCUCUGAGUUGGUGAAGGGCUUGAUCCACCCUAGAAUCAAAGUUGGUAAUGAAUAUGUUACUAGAGGCCAAAAUGUAGAACAGGUGACCUGUGCUGUUGGUGCCCUGUCCAAGUCAAUAUACGAAAGGAUGUUUAAGUGGCUGGUGGCACGAAUCAACAGGGCGCUGGAUGCCAAGCUGUCCAGGCAAUUCUUCAUCGGCAUUCUUGACAUCACUGGUUUUGAAAUCCUUGAUUAUAACAGCCUUGAGCAACUUUGCAUUAAUUUUACCAAUGAAAAAUUACAACAGUUCUUUAAUCAGCGCAUGUUUGUUCUGGAGCAAGAGGAAUACAGGAAGGAAGGCAUUGGCUGGGUGUCCAUCGACUUUGGUCUGGAUUUACAAGCCUGCAUAGAUCUCAUGGAGAAGCCAAUGGGCAUCCUUUCCAUCCUCGAGGAGGAAUGUAUGUUUCCUCAGGCCACAGAUGUGACUUUCCAGACCAAACUUUUUGACCACCAUUUUGGGAAGUCGGUUCAUUUCCAGAAGCCCAAGCCUGAUGAUAAGAGAUGUGAAGCUCAUUUUGAGCUUGUCCAUUAUGCAGGAGCGGUGCCUUAUAACAUUAGUGGCUGGCUUGAAAAGAACAAAGACCUUCUUAAUGAAACAGUGGUGGCUGUAUUUCAGAAGUCCUCAAACAGACUCCUGGCAAAUCUUUUUGAAAAUCGCGUCGGUACUGACAAUGCUCUACAGUUUGGGGAAAAGCAGCGCAAGAGAGGAGUUUCAUUCCAAAUGGUUGCAUCUCUGCAUAAAGAAAACCUAAAUAAAUUGAUGACUAAGCUGAAAUCAACAGCACCUCAUUUUGUGAGAUGCAUAAAUCCCAAUGUGAACAAAAUACCAGGUGAGUUGGAUCCCUACUUGCUUCUGCAGCAGCUCCGCUGUAAUGGUGUCUUAGAAGGGAUCAGGAUAUGCUGUGAAGGUUUUCCGAACCAACUGCUAUAUGCUGAUUUUAAACAAAGGUACUGCAUUCUGAACCCAAGAGCCUUUCCGAAGAGUAGGUUUGUAAGCAGCAGAAAAGCAGCUGAGGAAUUACUUGGCUCAUUGGAGAUAGACCAUAUCCAGUACCGCUUUGGAAUCACUAAGGUGUUUUUAAAAGCUGGCUUUCUGGAACAACUGGAAGCAAUGAGGGAUGAGAGACUAUCUAAAGUCUUUACAUUGUUCCAAGCCAGAAUACGGGGCAAAUUGAUGCGAAUCAAGUUCCAGAGGAUUCUGCAAGAGAGGGACGCACUUCUUUUGAUCCAGUGGAACAUAAGAGUUUUCAUGGCUGUGAAGAACUGGCCCUGGAUGAGGCUCUUCUUCAAGAUCAAGCCUCUUGUUAAAUCUGCUGAAAUGGGAAAGGAGAUAGUUGCUCUGAAGGAAGAGUGUGUGCAAUUGCAAAAAGCCUUGGAGAAGUCAGAAUCUCAGAGGGAAGAACUGAAAGCAAAACAGGUCUCCUUCAUCAGGGAGAAGAAUGACCUGCUUCUUCAGCUGCAGGCUGAGCAAGAGACCCUGGCAAAUGUUGAAGAGCAGUGUGAGUCACUGAUUAAAUCCAAGAUCCAGCUGGAGGCCAGAGUCAAGGUGCUGUCUGCACGAGUGGAGGAAGAAGAGGAGAUAAAUUCCGAGCUGACGGCCAGGGGGCGGAAGCUCGAAGAUGAAUGUUCCGAGUUGAAGAAAGAAAUCGAUGACCUGGAAACAAUAUUGGUGAAGUCACAGAAGGAGAAGCGUGCUACGGAGCACAAGGUCAAGAACCUGACGGAGGAAGUGGAGUCUCUAAAUGAGGAUAUCAGCAAACUUACCAGAGCAGCCAAGGUCAUGCAGGAGGCUCAUCAGCAGACACUGGACGACCUGCACAUAGAGGAGGAGAAACUCAGCAGCCUGAGCAAAGCCAAGUUGAAGUUGGAACGGCAAGUAGAUGAGCUUGAGGGUGCCCUUGAGCGGGAGAGAAAAGCAAGAAUGAACUGUGAGAGGGAAAGGAGCAAACUGGAGGGCGAUUUUGAGCUGCACCGCAAGAGCAUGGAGCACCUGGAGAGCAGCCAGCUGCAGCUGGCAGGAAAGCUGAGCGAGAAAGAACUAGAAAUGAAUCAGAUGAAUUCAAAGGUGGAGAAGGAUAGAAGCCUGGUGGCUCAGCUUCAGAACAUGGUUAAAGAGCUUCAGGUACAGAUACAAGGUUUAAAGAGGGAACUGGAAGUUGAAAGGACCACUCGAGCCAAGGUGGAGAGGGAGAGAGCUGACCUCACUCAAGAACUGGAAAACUUGAAUGAGAGACUGGAGGAGGCAGGAGGCACCAGUUUGGCUCAGCUGGACAUAACUAAGAAACAGGAAACAAAAUUCCAGAAGCUUCGCCGAGACAUGGAAGAUGCUACAUUGCACUUCGAGACAACUUCGGCCUCUUUGAAGAAGAGACAUGCAGACAGCCUGGCUGAACUCCAGGGCCGACUUGAAAAUUUACAACAGGUCAAGCAGAAAUUAGAAAAAGACAAGAAUGACUUGCAGCUAGAAGUGGAUGACCUCCUGACCAAUGUUGAACAGAUGACCAGAGCUAAGGCUAACUCUGAGAAGCUCUGUAGUCUGUAUGAAGAGCGCCUGAAUGAAGCAAAUGGAAAACUAGAUGAAGUGACUCAGUUGGCAAAUGACCUGAAAGCACAGAAGACAAAGUUAUGGAGUGAGAAUGGUGAGCUCCUAAGGAGGCUGGAAGAAAAAGAGGCUCUGAUAAAACAACUUUCCAGGGAAAGGAGUAACUUCACUCGGCAGAUAGAAGAACUGAAAGGGCAACUGGAAGAGGAAUCCAAAUCACAGAGUUCCCUGGCCCAGGCCCUGCAGUCAGCCAAGCAUGACCAUGACCUUCUACAAGAGCAGUAUGAGGAAGAACAAGAGGCUAAGGCUGAGCUGCUCCGGGCUCUCUCCAAAGGCAACAGUGAAAUGGUGCAGUGGAGAAUGAAGUACGCAGAUGACAUCACCCAGAGGACUGAGGACUUGGAGGAUGCCAAGAAGAAGCUGGCAAGCAGGUUGCAGGAGGCCGCUGAAGCCGUGGGGGUGGCAAACGCCAGAAACGCCACCCUGGAGAGGGCCAGGCACCGACUGCAGCUGGAGCUCGGGGACACCCUGUGUGACCUCAGGAAGGCCCGCUCCUCUGCAGCUGUGCUGGGCCGGAAGCAGCAGCACUUUGACAGGUGCCUCGACGACUGGAGGCAGCAGCAGGAGGAGUCACAGGCCAUGCUGGAGGCCUCUCGGAGGGAGGCCCGGGCCCUCAGCGCCGAGCUCCUGGAGCUCAGACACGCCUACGAGGAGAGCACCGCGAGCCGGGAGACCCUCCAGACAGUGAACAAGAGUCUCCAAGAAGAGAUUUCCAAUCUGACGAAUCAGGUAAGAGAAGGAAAAAGGAACCUGAGUGAAAUGGAAAAGGUCAAGAAACAGAUUGAACAAGAGAAGACUCAAGUCCAAGUGGCGCUGGAAGAAGCAGAGGGAGCUCUGGAACGUAAUGAAAGCAAGAUUCUUCGCUUCCAGCUUGAACUCUUGGAAGCUAAAGCAGAACUUGAAAGAAAGCUUUCAGAGAAAAAUGAAGAAAUAGAAAAUUUUAGGAGGAACAAGCAAUGCGCUAUUGACUCCCUGCAGUCUAGUCUGGAUUCUGAAACUAGAAGCAGAAUUGAGGUGACCCGGCUGAAGAAGAAUGUGGAAGGGGACCUCAGUGAGAUGGAACUCCAGCUUAGCUGUGCCAACCGGCAGGUGUCAGAGGCAACCAAAUCCCUGGGCCAGCUUCAGACCCAGGUCAAGGACCUUCAGGUGCAGCUAGAUGACAGCACACACCUGAACAGUGAGCUGAAGGAGCAGGUGGCUAUGGCUGAGAGGCACAACUCUCUUCUCCAGUCCGAGCUAGAGGAACUGAGGUCCUUGUACAAGCAGACAGAGUGUGGGCGCAGGCUGGCAGAGGAAGAACUCCUGCAGGCCACAGAGAGAAUCAAUCUUUUCCAUACCCAGAACACUAGCCUCCUCAGCCAGAAGAAGAAACUGGAGGUUGAUGUUGCCAGGAUGCAGAAAGAAGCCGAAGAGGCAGUGCAGAGGUGUCAAAAUGCAGAAGAGAAGGCCAAGAAGGCAGCCACUGAGGCAGCAAACGUAGCCGAAGAACUAAAGAAGGAGCAAGACACCAGUGCCCACCUGGAGAGGAUGAGAAGGAAUAUGGAGCAGACAAUUAAAGACUUACAAAAGAGGCUGGAUGAAGCUGAACAGAAUGCAGUGAUGGGGAAUAGAAAGCAGAUCCAGAAGCUAGAAUCGAGGGUGCGCGAGCUGGAAGGCGAGCUGGAGGACGAGGCGCGCCGCGCCGCCGAGGCCCGCAGCGGAGCGCGCAGGCUGGAGCGCUGCGUCAGGGAGCUGAGCCGCCAGGUAGAGGAAGACAAGGCAAAUCUGAGCAGGAUGCAGACUCUGAUGGAUAAACUUCAGCUACAAGUACAAAGUUACAAGCAGCAAAUGGAGGCAGCAGAAGCACAAGCCAAUCAAUAUCUUUCCAAGUAUAAGAAGCAGCAACAUGAAUUGAACGAAGCUAAGGAAAGGGCAGAGAUAGCAGAAUCUCAAGUCAAUAAACUCAAGAUCAAAGCAAAGGAGUUUAGAAAAAAGGCUCAUGAAGAAGAAUAAGAAGUCCCUGCUUAUGAAGGAUGGAGGCUGGACAAGGAUGGUACCAUUUAAUGACGGAAAACUUAGGUUGCACUUGAAACAAGCAUUUAAAAAAAUGUUUAUGUGGUGUGGAAAGUAGUUUAAGCAAGGUGAUUAGAAGAUAUAAUAGAGUAUCUUUGCUUCCAAGGUUAAUGGGGAUUUUUCAGACCCUCAAAUAUAAGUAGUUUAUGUAAAAUAUUAAAUAAUGUAAGAAGUGUUUAAAUUCUUAAGUUAAAAAAAUGAAUACCUAUUCUUUUGUCCAUAUUGCCUCUUAAUGAGUAAUAUUUAUAGAAGACAUGAGGCCUAGGGUAUGUUGUAAAUUGUUAUUACUAAAGUUAAUGAAUUUUGCUUGACUCAUCCAUUCAGGAGUCUGUGUUUUUAGCCACUAAUGGUAGGAGUUGAUCAGCUUUCAUCCUAGCACUGUGGUGUACAUAUAGUCACAAGCACUUAGAAUUUAUAGAUUAAAUCCUCCUAGUCUACACCUGGGUUGGUCAGGUGUUAUGAAAAGCUAUGUUAGUGUAGCUUUUCAACACUGAAGCAACUUCUCAUACAAGACACUCCAUUCAGUGAUAGAUAGGAUAUUGGCUUUGUAUUGUGCCAAUGUAUCUAAGCAGGAGGUACAUUUCCUUUUUCUGUGUGCUUCUGGAUUAGAGUUGGUCACAAGGGAAAUUUUCACCAGAUUUGAGAGGGAGAAGUGAAGGAGCAAUUGUCUACUUUAUGCUGUGAAGGCCAGAGUAUGGCCCCACUGUCAUAGCUGACAAAUGUUACCCCAGUUCAAGAAAGUGAGUUAGCAGUAAGGCUCCCUCCUUCAGCUUCGAGUCCUGCCUAGGUGUGCUUGGUUCCAUGGUACUGGAUGCCAGCUUCUCUAGCAGGUCACCCCUAGCGUUGCCUAGGAAUACGAGUCCUAGUUUGUUCUUACAGAUUUCAGUUCAUCCUCACUCCAUAUCCAGCUCUCUAUACUGAACACUGGCACAGCUGACUUCCAGCUACUUCAGGUCCAGCCCCAGCUGCAGAGGGGACAGCCUGACAUAGACUUCUUCACAAGUGCCCAAAAUUAUAUGAGGUUGAUGCUAUAUAAUAAAUCUUUAUUCCCUGUCAUUCUCAGCACUCUGCCUCUCUGACCCCAACCCUAACUCCUACAGAUGGCUCUAAGAUUAAUUCAGAGGCUCAACAGCAUUGAAAGACCCAGGUUCAUUCUUAUCUACUAUCUUCAAAUUGUUGACUUUGGUCUUUCCAUUUUGUAAGACGACUAUAUAGCAGUUCUGAGCAUUUUCUCCUCACAAUUGAAGUUUUUUUGUUUUUGUUUUUUUUAAUAAUGAUAUCAACACUUUACAGUUUAUGCUAAAUACCUGUCAACAUUAUAGCAAAUACUUAGAGAAAAUCGGACCAGGUAGCAUUAACAAACAGUUCGAGGUUGGUCUUCUAUAAACUAUAGGGUCAAAGCUUAAGUCACUAAGAUCGUGGUUAGCCUUUUCUUUCUUAUACAUUGAUUAAAAGGGAAGAGAUCAUCAAGUCAGCUGGGCUAUCCAUUCUCUCUUUGUGUAAAAAUUUAUAUGGAAAUCUAAAUUUAUUAUAAGGCUGAUUAACAAUAUAUGACAACAGAGCCAGAAAAAUGAAUCAAAUCAUCUCCAGAGCUAAUGUCACUUGGCUGUGCAAACCUGGUGUUGGAAGGUACAACCUAACCCCAGAGAUGUCAGUUGUUGAGUUGAUAGGGCCUUUUGCUCUAGGCAGUCUUGGAGAUACUGACAUUUUACACUUUGGAGUCCCUAAGACUCACUAUAUUAAAUCUAGUUUGUUACACUGCUAUUAACUAUUCAUAUAAAGCUGGAGUACAAUACCUUAGCAUAUCAAUUGCCCCAGUUUUACACCUUUUCACUAAGGUGAUUUCUGCUUUUGUGUUCUCUCACCUUUCAUUACCUGAUUAGAUUUUUGAAUCAGUACUUAAGGAUACAUUUCUUCCAAGAUCUUGGUGGGAACCUCACUGUGGCCUCCUAGAAUGCUGGUGGGAGGAGUGUCACUGAAUGAGAGAGUUCUUUUCUAAGUUUGAUUGGCAUCCAGAAAUUCAUCAUCUUGAUGCAGGUAGGGAGUCAGUGAGUAAUGAUUAGGACUUGAAGAGUAAAUGUGAUGGCAGGACAGACAAUGGUUGCAAGUCUUUCCAAUGGUAGAAUUAUUAGGACAUGACAAGCCAUGGCUGGAAGUGCAGUGAAGAAAGGGAAAGAGAGGUCACUAAAUAUUAAAGAUGCUCAUCAUGCGUUGACAUAGUCCUGUCUUAAUUUCCUGUAGUAGCUGGCUGAGCUGAAAUAGCCUAGAACCAAGAAAAAUGGACUUGAAAUGGCUAUGGUUCAUGCAGGAAUAAUCAUUUUUAUCUUAAGUGUUAAAUAACAGUGUUUUGUUUUGGGAGGGGGGAUAUUUAGAGCUAUUGUUUGCAUCUGUAAUCAGAUCUAUAAGACAGUUAUAGUUAUGAAGUCUAAAUUUCCCUUCUGGUGUUUAACCAAUAGGAAAAACAAGUUUACUCAACUCUUUGCUUUUAUUUAUAUUCUUAUUAAUUAAAAUCAUAAUAAAAGGUAUGCAACAAAAUAUUUUAACUCCAUUUUAAAUUGAAUUUGCAAUCAAACUAUAACUUGUAAGUGAAUUAUUAGUGCCCAAGGAGUUUAGAAAUGGCUGGAAAAUUAUGAAAGGCCAGCCAUCUGAAUCUGCGCAGAAACUGUAAUCUGCUUUUCUCCAUUUUGUGUUUUUUUUUUUCUGCUUCCAUUGAAAGAAUAAGUACAGUGGUGCACCAUCAUAUGCAUAGUACCAUUGGAGAUCUUCUCUACAAAUAAUGAUAGGAAAUGAGAAGGGCAGCCCCUUAUUUAAGUAGAACCUAUUAAUAGACAUUGGAAAAAGCUCAAAUUGUAUCCCCCACCCUGUUAUGUUAUCCUAUGAUCUCUCUUACCCCUUUUCUCCCUUCUAUAAAAGUCUUGCAUGAGGAUGUGUGAAUCAAUUACUUUGAUACAGUAGCAUUCUUAUGCUAUAGAUGGUUUGAUAAAGGAAAGGCUUUACCUGGUUUUCUUCAGCACCAGCAGUGUUGGCCCUCUCAGUAUGGACAGAGCACCUUUCUAUAGGAAAAGAGAGAAACUUUGCAAAGAGAUUUUUUUCUAACACUCAAAUUCUUUUAUUCCUACCUCAGCACUAUUAUGCUAUUAGACUCAGCUUAGUUACUCCCCCUUUCAUAUCUUUCUUCCAACAAACAGCCUUAAAAAUGCAUUCAGUGUAGAAAUACCUCAUCAGCUACAAAUAGCAAUAAAUUCUUAUGGCUGAUUCAGGUGCAUCAGACCAGGGAUAAAGGCUGUUCAACCAGGCCAGGAAUUCCUGGCUCUUUAGGAU